Molecule: messenger RNA, 684 nt
Organism: Salvia splendens (bonfire salvia)
Lineage: Eukaryota; Viridiplantae; Streptophyta; Magnoliopsida; Lamiales; Lamiaceae
Product: ADP-ribosylation factor 2
Exons: 6
Coding region: 1-492 (163 amino acids)
Molecular function (GO): GTPase activity; GTP binding
Source: RefSeq, a predicted model, not a curated record
AUGGCAAGUUAUAGCAAUGGUUCCACAAGUACAACUACAUUUGUGGUUUAUGCUUAUGAGAAAAUGGGGUUGUCUUUCACCGAGCUUUUUAGUCGGCUAUUUGCCAAGAAGGAGAUGCGAAUUCUUAUGGUAGGUCUUGAUGCUGCUGAAUUCCGACAAUCGAUUCGACCAUUGUGGAGGCAUUACUUCCAGAACACUCAGGGGUUGAUUUUUGUGGUUGAUAGUUAUGAUCGAGAUCGUGUUAUUGAGGCUAAGGAUGAGCUUCAUAGAAUGUUAAAUGAGGAAGAACUGAGGGAUGCUGUGCUGCUAGUUUUUGCCAACAAACAGGAUCUUCCAAAUGCUAUGAAUGCUGCUGAGAUAACUGACAAGCUUGGGCUUCACUCCCUUCGUCAACGCCAUUGGUAUAUCCAGAGCACAUGUGCCACCUCUGGAGAAGGGCUAUACGAGGGGCUUGACUGGCUCUCGAACAACAUUGCUAACAAGGUAGGUUGAGUGAUUCCCUGAAGGAGCUAAUGGAAAUUGAUUACAUUUUUCUAUUUUCCUUGGUUUACAGUCUUAAAGAAGAAAGGUUGGAUGGUUUUUGGCACCAAUCAAGAGUACGGUUUUUUUUGGUAUUUUCUCAUGCGAGAUCAUGUACCGUGAUUACUUUCUAAAAAAUAUAUAUAUAUAUAGUUGAUAGUGAUA